GGCAUGUUAUGGGCAUAUUCCAUUAUUUCUGCCAUUCGACCCCCAGACUUGGAUGUGACCUACGUAAAUAUGACAGUGAAUAAUUCCUCGUAUUUGAAGGAAGUGUUCACCCCCACUGAUGAACUGGGGUGUAAACCAUUCCUCAACAACAAAUAUUCCCCUGCCCACAGCUGUAAUAUGUCUGUAGAGGCCGCGUAUCUCGGGUUCAUCAGUCUCAUGCUCACCAAUCUCAACAUCCUGUGUAUCUUUAUCAUGGGAAUAGCCUUCCUCAAGAUAAAACAAGUGGCGCCCCAGCACACCACGACGGACUCCACGCGAGAUUUCUGGAGUCAAGAUAUCCACGUGGUGAAGGAGUCGUAUUCUACGUCUAAAGGUCCUCAGAGCAUGCAGCUGGCUGCCCAGGCUCGGAAACUCCUAGAGGAGUGGAGGAAAAAGACAGGAGACUCUGCGGAGAACACCCUGAGGCUUAGAGAUAUCAUAGAGGAAGUAGAAAAUAGUCCCGAGUACAAUAAAUUCUUGCCUAGGAUUGGUGGAGGAAAUCAGGAGGGGACUUAUCCGGAUCUGUACUCCCGUUACUUAAAGAAAGACUUUGAAAAUGCUUUACACCAAGUUCAGGAAGGACUUGUUCCUGAGACAAGAGUG
Molecule: messenger RNA, 642 nt
Organism: Saccostrea cuccullata (small rock oyster)
Lineage: Eukaryota; Metazoa; Mollusca; Bivalvia; Ostreida; Ostreidae
Exons: 6
Source: RefSeq, a predicted model, not a curated record